AUGGCGACCAGCCACAAGAAAAAGCUGCUGCACAACGUACAAUUAGAGGAGUCAAUUCAGGAGGUGUGGCAGCGCCAAGCCGACAUGCAACACACCAUGAGCCACACCAGUCGCAGUCCUGCCCAAGUCCCCGCCGCACCGCAGCGACCCAACCGAGCAGAGGUGCCCUACCUGGAUCGCCUGGCUGGCCAGAUCAAAAAGAAGAUCAAGAACAAGAAGAGCCGGAAGAGCAGGCCCCAGGCUAAUGUCGCCCGACCAAACACGGACGGCAAGCAGUCGCGCAAGGCAAGCUUGUGGUGUUGGGGCAAGUAA
Messenger RNA from Acanthamoeba castellanii str. Neff, 312 nucleotides. RefSeq lists its product as uncharacterized. The transcript has a single exon. NCBI's taxonomy places the organism in Eukaryota, Discosea, Longamoebia, Acanthamoebidae. The record is from RefSeq and is a predicted model, not a curated record. Bases 1 to 312 code for a protein of 103 amino acids.